CCGGGUCUUGGAGGGAAGGGGGCGGUCCUGGUUGGAAGGGGCGGGGCGAUGCUGCCGCCUUCAACUCUGGCCCUGCGUGGUGCCCGGGCACUUCCCACCUGGCCUGGACUGCGCAGGCGCUGGGGUUGCCCACUCCUGGACCGUUGAGCUGCCUCGCGUUUGCUGGUGGCCUAGGAGGGAGUGCGUUUGGACGUGAGGGGGUCUGACUGAGGACAUUGUGUGCCUGGACAGCGAGGCCAUGUGUGGCACCCACGGUUCCCGAGCCCCGCAGGCGAGUAGUGCGGGCCAGGGUUGGGGCAGGCCAUGGGCGGCGGCGUCGCCCGAGGAGUACAGCUUCGAAUACGGCUCCCCGCGGUACCUGCUGCUGUGCGGUCUGGGCGGGAUGCUGAGCUGCGGGCUGACGCACAUGGCCAUCGUGCCCCUGGACCUGGUCAAGUGCCGCAUGCAGGUGGACCCCGACAAGUACAAGGGCAUCUUCAGCGGCUUCGGCGUGACAGUGCGCGAGGAGGGGCUGCGCGGCCUGGCUCGUGGCUGGGCCCCGACCUUCAUAGGCUACUCCCUGCAGGGCUUCUUCAAGUUCGGCCUCUACGAGGUCUUCAAGAUUCACUACAAGAAGCUCCUGGGCGAGGAGAAGGCCUAUACGUGGAGGACCACCUUGUAUCUGGCCGCCUCGGCCAGCGCCGAGUUCUUCGCCGACGUGGCCCUGGCGCCCAUGGAGGCGGUCAAGGUCCGCGUGCAGACGCAGCCAGACUACGCCCGCACCCUGCGUGAAGCCGUCCCCAAGAUGUAUGCCGAGGAGGGCCUGUGGGCCUUCUACAAGGGCCUGGCGCCGCUGUGGAUGCGGCAGAUCCCCUACACCAUGAUGAAGUUCGCCUGCUUCGAGCGCACGGUGGAGGCGCUCUACAAGUACGUGGUGCCCAAGCCGCAGUGCGAGUGCACCAAGGCCGAGCAGCUUGGUGUCACUUUUGUGGCGGGCUACAUCGCCGGCGUCUUCUGCGCGAUCGUGUCCCACCCCGCCGAUUCCGUGGUGUCGGUGCUGAACAAGGAGAAGGGCAGCACGGCCCUGGAGGUGCUCCGCAGACUGGGGCCCCUGGGCGUGUGGAAGGGCCUAUUCGCUCGCAUCAUCAUGAUCGGCACCCUGACGGCCCUGCAGUGGUUCAUCUACGACUCGGUCAAAGUGUAUCUCAAUCUGCCGCGCCCUCCCAUUGCCGAAGAGCCUGCAUCCCUGAAGAAGCACAAAUAGGCAUGGAUUUGUGAACUACUGUAGCUACCCAGGGUCCAGGUUCCCACCAAGUCGGGGAUCGCCUGUUCGGGUGUUAAAGGUUAACGUGUUCAGGAGAGGUGACCGAAUUCUCUUCAAAGGACUGGUUUCUUCUUUUUGGCAGUCCCAGAGGAUUGCAAACGUUUCAUUUGAAUAUUUGAAUCGUUAUCUUUGGGUAGUUGGCAUGGUUAAUUUUAUUUGAUAGCUUUACAAUAAAUAAAAGAAAAAAAUUCCUAACAGGAAGUAAUGGUAGGUCAUUUAACAUUUCUAUCUCCUUUGAUUCACAUUUCUGUGGAGAUUAUCCAAGCAUAUCGGUUGCAUAGGCUGCAAAUGAGGUUUCGAGGUCAGCACAACUAUAUGAGAUGGGAACAAAGGGAAGUUCUGGUACAUGAUAUUUAGCUCAGUAGAAGUCGUGCACCUUUUGAAUAGAUGAAGGACUCGUUGAAUAUUUCUUGUUCAUUCCCAUAUAGGUAAAAAUUAUUAAAAGUUAAAUGGUGCCUUAUAUUGUUUGAUAGCUUAGAAUGUAUUCACUGUUUUCAGAGACAUAAGAAGGUCUGCAUUUUCUCAUUUUGCUUUGUCCCUUCUCUUCAUGAUGUUGCUGAUUAGAACCUAGCUCUCUCCAGGAAGCGCUAAAAUUGGAUCAAUGUGGAAAGCCAAAAUGAGAUGAAGGGCAGGCUCUGGGAAUAAAUAUGUAAAGAAAAGCCUCUGUUCUCCAAAGAUUUCUUUUGUAUAACUCAGCUUUCAACAGCCAUGCAUCCAAAGAAGACCAUACCACCCUGGCAUUAAAACAAAACUAAAGCCAAAACGAAACCCUUGCAAAUUCCAACGACUUUUGUUGAAUAUUAAAGGAUAGUUUUGAUGGCUUUGGAAGGAAAAUCUCACUUUAAAUAAUAUAAGUACUGUUCAUUUAAUUUGGUAGAUAUUUCUAUGAUCUUUACAAUGGUUGAAGUUCAUAAAAUAUUGAAGUUAUAAAACACAUUUUCAGUUCCCCAUAGCCUUCACAUCUCUGAUAUGGGAAAUUAUCAAAUCAGUGAAAGUCAUGAAUUAGAGAUGUUUAUAAAAUGUGAAUAAGAAAUAAACUUCAACAUGAUAUUUUAGAUAACUUACCAAAGUAUUGCAUGAUUGCCUUACCAACUUGUAUUAAAUUAGAUUUCAAAUUUAGAAUAUGUUAAUGUUUUAACUUUUUAAAACUGUUCUGCGGUUAAAAAGAAGUUUGAAAGUGUCUAGAAUAAAUAUGUAUGAACUGUUCUGAUUGGAUAAUAAAGAAGUUGGAAGGAAAUUCCAGAGCUUGUGAAUGAGA
This is a messenger RNA of Ictidomys tridecemlineatus (thirteen-lined ground squirrel), 2561 nucleotides long. RefSeq names its product solute carrier family 25 member 3. Gene Ontology annotation, molecular function: phosphate transmembrane transporter activity. Gene Ontology annotation, biological process: mitochondrial phosphate ion transmembrane transport. The record is from RefSeq and is a predicted model, not a curated record. NCBI's taxonomy places the organism in Eukaryota, Metazoa, Chordata, Mammalia, Rodentia, Sciuridae. Gene Ontology annotation, cellular component: mitochondrial inner membrane.